Elgaria multicarinata webbii is the source of this 3239-nucleotide messenger RNA. It is a transcript of the gene VPS26C, whose product is annotated as VPS26 endosomal protein sorting factor C. NCBI's taxonomy places the organism in Eukaryota, Metazoa, Chordata, Lepidosauria, Squamata, Anguidae. Gene Ontology annotation, biological process: intracellular protein transport. Gene Ontology annotation, cellular component: endosome. The transcript is spliced from 8 exons. Bases 59 to 952 code for a protein of 297 amino acids. The record is from RefSeq and is a predicted model, not a curated record.
CACGCAGGCCGGGGAUUCACGUGAUCCGAAGGGGGAAGAGGACGGGGGAGGCGUCGCCAUGGGCACCGCGCUGGAUAUCAAGAUCAAGCGGGCCAACAAGGUGUAUCAUUGCGGGGAAGUUCUCACUGGAGUGGUAGUCAUAACAAGCAGAGAUGCACUUCAGCACCAGGGAAUCUCAUUAACAAUGGAAGGAUCUGUAAAUCUACAGCUCAGUGCCAAAAGCGUUGGUGUGUUUGAAGCCUUCUACAAUUCUGUUAAGCCUAUUCAACUUAUUAACAAUACUGUAGAAAUGGUAAAACCUGGAAAAUUGCCCAGUGGUAAAACAGAAAUUCCUUUUGAGUUUCCACUGCAAGUGAAGGGAAACAAAGUUCUCUAUGAAACUUACCAUGGAGUUUUUGUCAAUAUCCAGUAUACCCUUCGAUGUGACAUGCGACGCUCUCUUCUGGCCAAGGAUUUGACUAAAACUUGUGAAUUUAUUGUCCACUCACCACCCCAGAAAGGUAAGGCAACCCCAAGCCCAGUGGACUUUACUAUUACUCCUGAAACUCUACAGAAUGUAAAAGAGAGGGCAUUGCUCCCAAAAUUUCUCAUCAGAGGUCAUCUCAAAUCAACAAACUGCACCAUAACACAGCCACUAGCAGGCGAGUUGGUGGUAGUGAACUCAGAUGCUGCAGUUAAGAGCAUUGAACUACAGUUGGUACGAGUGGAAACCUGUGGCUGUGCUGAGGGUUAUGCCAGAGAUGCCACUGAGAUUCAGAAUAUUCAGAUUGCUGAUGGAGAUGUCUGUAGAAAUCUUCCUAUUCCAAUCUACAUGGUAUUUCCCCGGCUGUUUACCUGCCCUACGCUGGAAACUACAAACUUCAAAGUUGAAUUUGAAGUUAACAUCGUUGUCCUCUUGCAUGAUGAUCACCUCAUCACAGAGAACUUUCCACUGAAGCUCUGCAGGCUAUGAUUAAUUUGGGGGUAUUGUUUCAGAACUAUGGGACCAGGUGCAUCCCAUCCAUUGGUAAUCCAGUGGAUUGGCACUGCAGGAGCUAAGGAAAGUGAUUACUCCUUUGUAUUCUAAUCUCAUGACAGUAAUAACAGGGUAUUUGAGUGGUGAGCUGGAAUUAUAAAUUGCAAGUGUAAAAGUGCUUUCACACAGACAGUAUUCAAUAAGAACUAGAAGAAAUUUCUCUUUAGUCGUAUUAGGGAGCAAGUAUUGAUCAGAUGUUGCAGAGGUGGUGCUGUUUCUGGUGAAACUAUUGCAGACCAGUUAGAGAACUACCUGGACUAUACUUCUAUAUUUGUUUGUUCCUUUGUAUGCGGGAGUUCUAACAGGUCUUUUUGGCAGUAUUUCAUUCUGACUAAAACAAUUUCACACCCAAGUCUUAAGAAUUUGCUUAGUGGCUUAAGACUAAACCGAUUUUGUUAGUGUUUGUAAGUUCUAUUAAAAACAAGAUAUUUUAAGUCUAAACAUAAGUGAUGGGAAUUGUGCUUACCAAAACAGUUGACUUGUAAACUAGAAAGGAACUGAACUUUUUCAAAACAAAAGUGUUUUGUUUUUAAAUUCCCGUUUCCUUUGUCAGCAUUUCAAAGAAAGACUUAACUUUGAAUACUUUUGAGCAUCGAUCUCCUUUUGGGGUAACAUAACAACCAGUAUCAGAGGAUCAGCUGUAAGGAUUCAAUAUGGUUUGCAUGCUUGUGGGCAUUACACUGCCACCUCCUGGUAAGAUGGCCAUUUGAACAGAGUGAAAUUUACUUCAGGCAACAUAGGGGAAAGAGUGACUUUUAGAGGACAGAGAAAGAGAGGAAAGAAUAAUUAUGAUGUUGCUGCCUACCCUUUGAAGGUAUCAUCCUCUAAGUUCCAUAAAGAAAUGUUGAUAUGCCGUAAGAUUGGUGAGAUUUUAAGUGGCAGAAAUGGGCCGUCUGGCUGUGGCAUGAUCUUAAACCCUGCCUCCUAACAUACGUCAGUGAUGGUUGAUAGAGUGAAUGAAUUGCUCAUGAGGUUCUAAGUGUUGUAUACCAAAUAAAUAGUUGGCCAUUUCCAUGAAGGAACUGAAAUUAUUGUGCUUUCCAAGAAAACAACACAACAGAAACUUAUACCUGAACUAAAAAGCCACCUCUUUUUGAAUAUUAAGGUUAGGGACUUCACUAGAAUAUCCAAGUCCCCACACAAUUCAGUAACCCCUUCCCACUCUGAUAAAGCAGGGACAAAUUCAUAGAAAGUUUUUGCUAUAUGUGAGAAUAGAAAAUACACCCUACUGGUACCAGUAUGAGUUGAGAUUCUUCAUGGUUCUGGGGUACCCUCAAGGAGAAGACUGACUCCUUGCCCCCUUUUCAUAUUGAAGCCGAAAUUCUGAAAAAGUAUCCAGAACUUUACAAAACUCUAAGCCAAGAUGGCUUGAAAGAGUUGUAGGUUAUUCCAUGGAAUUAUGGAUGAGUCCUCACAUCUGAUGCUGUUACGCACAAGGACUCUUUCAUAGUACACCACAUUAAAAGAAAAAGGGGUGCUUUUGUUUUCAAAAACAUAGGAUAUGUGGUCUUACUACCCUUUGUGAUGUCAUCCUGACUGAAACUAGAUGAAAAAUGAUUCACAUAGCCCCUUUAAAAACACAUCUUAAAAGAAUAUAGGGAUGAUACUUAGCUGGCAGUGUUGUUGUAAAGAUUACCAAGAAGGAAAGACAAAACACUUAAGUGCUACGUAUAAAUUCCAAGUAUUAGCAGUGUCACACAGCUCAGUGACUAUACACUUGCAGGCAGCCUCCAUGUAAGUAUGGCUUGGGGUACAACUUGCCUCUCGGCCAACCUGCACUCAGAUGCAUUGUUUAUAUGAACCAUUUCCUCCAGAUGGCUAAAUAGAACCUCCAUGUUCAAAGGUAAGAUAUAAUUACCUGAUAUGGGAGAUAACACCUUAUAUCUUACUUCAGUACAUCUAUGGCUGGUCAUUUACAAUGGUACUGCUUUUGAAUAGCUCAUUAAACCAUGAGGAAUAGAAAUACAUUUGACCCGCAGUCUUAGGUAUCCUAUCUUUAUAAAAGGCUUUUUGAUCAAUCAAGCAUACAUGAUAAUGGACAGCCUUAUUUUGCAUUUGGCUAGCAGGAAUAAUGCCUGAUAAAUGACUAGUACUAUUAGACUACUGUUAGCUACGCUUCUUAUUCUGCUCUUUAGUCUUCGGCAUAUAACAGUAUCAGGAAGAAUGCCUUUUGUUUUAAUACAGGUAUGUAUCUUUGUUUUUCAAAAUAAAUAUGUCCUCUCUG